Exophiala bonariae is the source of this 1734-nucleotide messenger RNA. RefSeq lists its product as uncharacterized. The record is from RefSeq and is a predicted model, not a curated record. Gene Ontology annotation, cellular component: plasma membrane. Bases 1 to 1734 code for a protein of 577 amino acids. NCBI's taxonomy places the organism in Eukaryota, Fungi, Ascomycota, Eurotiomycetes, Chaetothyriales, Herpotrichiellaceae. The transcript has 3 exons. Gene Ontology annotation, molecular function: transmembrane transporter activity. Gene Ontology annotation, biological process: transmembrane transport.
AUGGAGUCCGAGAAACCAUCGACGACGCAGGUGCAGCAUGCGGACUUGCUUGAGCCUUCCGAUCCUGAUUUGAGAGCUGCUCCUGUCAUCCACGCCAAGACAAUUAUCGUUGUCACUAGCGUCUGCUCUGUUUAUUUUGCACAGCUGAUGUACUUGGUCGGGGCAGGUUCCCAUGCUCGAGACAUUGCUGCCGUUGUUGGAGGUACCGAUAAAUCCUCAUGGAUCUCAAGCUCCGUGCCUAUUCUCGCUGUCGUUCUCAGUUCUCCCAUCAGCCAAGCUGCAGACUUAUGGGGUCGCAAGUGGUUUCUUGUUGGCCUGACGAGCUUGGGCGGUAUUGGAUGCGUCAUAACGUCCCGCGCAAACUCCAUGACUAUGGCGAUAGCUGGGGGGGUUAUUGCAGCUGCUUCAUUUGGAGCCCAACCUCUCGUGAUUGCCAUACCAUCGGAGGUCCUCCCACGACGGCUAAGGCCUGUGGCUCAGGCAAGCUCUAAUAUCAUUGGUGUGUUGGGAGCUGUGUUUGGACUCCUUCUUGGGGCCGCAGUUACUCGAAAAGGACACGUGGGAGGCUUUCGAGUUUACUGGUAUAUCGCAGCGGGUUUGUACAUCGCGUCUGCUCUCGCAUGUGCCUUGUUUUAUAAUCCGCCCCCUCGAGAGCUACAAACAACUCUUAAUCGAAGAGAAAAAAUGAAAGCCCUGGACUGGAUGGGCUACGCCCUCUUAUCGACAGGAUUGAUUCUUUUCUGCAUGAGUUUGAUCUGGUCGCAAAACCCCUACCCCUGGACCAAUGCCCAUGUGCUGGCCACCUUCCUCAUCGGUAUCACUAUUAGUACAGGCCUCAUCAUUUACGAGACCAAAUACAAAAGGGAUGGAAUAUUCCACCAUAAACUUUUUAUGCAGAGCCGCAACUUCGCUCUUGCGGUUGGCUGUAUAUUCGUGGAAGGACUUGUUUUCUUCACCGGAACAUACUACUAUCCGUAUCAAGUUGGUGUACUGUACACGGCUGAUUCUCUGCUCGGGGCUCUCCGGAUCAGUGUAUCUUUCUUGGUUGGAUGUGGAUCUGCCGGCAUUGCUGGGUGGUACUGUUCAAAGAGGCGGAGUCUCCGUGCUCCCCUUCUUCUCAGCUUUGUCUUUUUGACUCUUUUCAAUGUCCUCAUGGCAACAACUAGACCUGGAUCUAAUCGCGAGGUUUGGGGAUACAUUAUGAUAUUUGGAUUUGCACUUGGAGUCUGCGUGUUGGUGUUGAUUUCUGUGGCGCAAUUUGCAACUCCUCCCUCGAUGAUAGCUACAGCUACUGGGCUGCUGGUGACAAUGCGGAAUUUGGGUGGCGCGGUUGGGCUUGCAGUAUACAAAGCCGUUUUUACUCACACCCUUUCAAGCAACUUGAGUCGAAGAGUCUCGGAAGCAGUGCUGCCAUUGGGCUUGCCUGCGUCGUCGCUGAAGCCACUGAUCACUGCUCUUGUGACCCACGACACAACAGGCAUAUCCAGGGUCCCGGGCAUCUCGAAAUCGAUCAUUGCAGCUGGCGGUCAUGCGGUCCUCGAGGCAUACUCUGCUGCUUUUCGCCAUGUUUGGAUAGUUGCCGCAUGUUUUGGUGCGGUUGGCAUUGUAUUGGCAUAUUUCGUCAUUGACCCAAAGGAAGAGUUUAACCAACAGAUUGACGCUCCAGUAGAGGUGCAAACUUUGAGUUCCGCGAGCCACGACACCAUGGAGAUUCCCCGGUUUUCAGGAUCCUGA